GUUUUCCAAAUUUCUUAGUGAUUUGCGUUACUCUGACAAAUUUCUAGCUAAUCGGGGUGUUGCAUAAGAGCAUACGCCAGGGUGCAUCAAAAAGCGUGCAUCUCGUUACAACCUUUUAUAGUGUCUCUCUAUCAUUCGUUGGACUCAAGAUACAAACUCCAGAUAAGAAAUACAGACGGAUUCAACACCCUAUGUUCAAUAUUUUCUCUCUUGUCUUUGUUUUACGAGUGUUUAUAACUUUGCUAAGCCUGUAAGAUCGUUUGACUAGAAUCCUUGGGGAUUUCAUCCAUCUCAUUGCAGAGUUUUGAUUUAUUUAACCGGAUUUGAAGUUUAGUUUGCUGCUUAUUAAUUUCAUGGAUGAUGGAGAGUUAGAUUUCUCGAACCGAAUCUUACAGAAUAUGGAGCAUCAAUUGUUGAGCAGUUGUGCGAUGGAUAGUUUGUUCGAUGAUAUGCCCGAUGAUACUCAUACACGUACUCAUACCAAUACUUGGAAUCAACCUGAACAAGGUAUGACGCAAAAUCUUAAAUUACCUCACUCACCAAGUAAUAUCCAUUGGGGCAGUAAAACGUUUCCUGUGGAUCAAAAAACAGCUACCGAGGAAACAGAUGAAUCUGUUGACAAAACAUCCAAAAAACGCCCACAUGGUAAUAGAGAAUCGGUUCGUAAGUAUCGUGAGAGAAAGAAAGCCCGGCAAGUUUCAAUAGAGGAUGAGCUUAUCAGAUUGAGAAUUGUAAAUCAGCAGUUGUUAAAAAGGUUGCAGGGACUAGUUGCUCUUGAGCAAGAGGCAGCAAGGUUCAAGUGUCUACUUGUAGAAAUCAGGGGAAGGAUUAAAGGAGAACUUGGAUCAUUUCCUUUUCAAAAACCCGCAACUGGUAAUGGUGUCAUCCCUCAAAAUAUGCUCCAGUCUAACUUAGUUGGAGCAUAUGAUGUGAAUCAGUGUGGCCGCCAAUACGCUGGAUUGGGUAAUAAGAAUGUGGAGGAAGCUGGUGUACUCGGUAAUCGGAAUAAUAAUUCAGGAUUGAAGAAGUUUCUGGAAUUUGGACAAGCAAGGUUAACUACAAAUCUGAAUACCUCCACUGCUGCCAACAAGCGUAAAGGAAAGAGCUUAACCAAAUGUAUAUAGCUGAGUUGAAAUUGAAGGUUUUUAAUCAUAUUGCUGCAAUAUGGAUGUUUACCCAUUUUGCAGCACUGUGACUGUGGAUGUUAUCUUUCUUAGUUAUAAUCAUUGGAAUGUAGGUAUAUAUUUAAGCUUUUGA
Molecule: messenger RNA, 1257 nt
Organism: Papaver somniferum (opium poppy)
Lineage: Eukaryota; Viridiplantae; Streptophyta; Magnoliopsida; Ranunculales; Papaveraceae
Product: basic leucine zipper 23-like
Exons: 2
Coding region: 354-1124 (256 amino acids)
Biological process (GO): DNA-templated transcription; regulation of transcription by RNA polymerase II
Molecular function (GO): RNA polymerase II cis-regulatory region sequence-specific DNA binding; DNA-binding transcription factor activity, RNA polymerase II-specific
Source: RefSeq, a predicted model, not a curated record